AUGCUCAGUGAAUCUUUUACAUUUUUCUCUCUUCCAGUCGGUCUUUCUUUCUGCCAGUCGGUCUUUCUUUCUUCCAGUCGGUCUUUCUUUAUUCCAGUCAGUUUUUAUUUUUUCCAGUCGGUCUUUCUAUUUUCCAGUCGGUUUUCUUUCUUCCAGUCGGUCUUUCUUUGUUUUCCAGUCGGUCUUUCUUUCUUCCAGUCGGUCUUUCUUUCUUCCAGUCGGUCUUUCUUUCCAGUCGGUCUUUCUUUCUUCCAGUCGGUCUUUCUUUUUUCCAGUCGGUCUUUCUUUUUUCCAGUCGGUCUUUCUUUCUUCCAGUCGGUCUUUCUAUUUUCCAGUCAGUCUUUCUAUUUUCCAGUCAGUCUUUCUUUCUUCCAGUCAGUCUUUUCUUUUUCGGCCAUUCAUCUUUUCCAGUCGGUCCUUCCAGUCGGUCUUUCUUUUUCCAGGUCUUUCUUUUCAGUUUUCUUUUUUUUUCCAGUCGGUCUUUCUACUUUUCCAGUUCUGUUUUCUUUUCCAGUCGGUCUUUUUUCAUAUUUUCUUUCCAGUCAGUUUUUUUCUUUCUUUUCUUUUUUUUUCCAGUUUCUUUUUCUUUCCAGUCGGUCUUUUCUUUUUCCAGUCGGUCUUUUUUUUCUUUCUUUCUUUUUUCUUUCUAUUUUCCAUCUUUUCUUUUUUCUUCCUUUCUUUUCUUUUUCCUUUCUUUUUUUUUUCUUUCUUUCUUUCUUCCAGUCUUUCUAUUUUCCAGUCGGUUUUCUUUCUUUUCUUUCUUUCUUCCAGUCGCCAUUCUUUUUUCCAGUUUCUUUCUUUCUUUCUAUCUUCGGUCUUUCUUUUUUCUUUUUUCCAGUCGGUCUCUUUUUUCCAGUCGGUCUUUUUCUUUCCAUUCGGUCUUUCUUUCUUCCAGUCGUCGGUCUUUUUCGGUCUUUCUUUCUUCCAUUUUUUUUUUCUUUUCUUUUCUUUCUUUCUUCCAGUCGGUCUUUCUUUUUUUCUUUCUUUCUGUUCUUUCUUCCUGUCUGUCUUUCUAUUUUUCUCUGUAUUUUUUCAUUUCUGCAUUUCUUUUUCAUAAUAUUUUUUCUUUUCCAGUUGGUCUUUUCUUUUCCACUUCGGUCUUUUUCUUUCUUCCAGUCGGUCUUUCUCUUUUCCGGUCGGCCUUUCUUUCUUCCAGUUGGUCUUUUCCUUUCCAGUAGGUUUUCUUUCUUCCAGUUUUUUCUUUCUUCUUUUCCAGUCGGUAUUUUUUUUUUCCAUUCAUUUUUUUCUAUUUUCCUUUUCGGUCUUUUUCAUUUUCAGUCUUUCUUUCUUUCUUCCUUUCUUUCUUUCUUUUUCCAGUCGGUUUUUCUAUUUUCUCUUGUCUUUUAUUUUUCAUUUCUAAAUAUUUCCUUUCUUCCGGUUUUACAUUUUCAUUUUUUUCCAGUCGGUCUUUUUCUUUCUUUCGGUUUUUCUUUUUUUCUUUCUUUCUUUUUUUUUCAAUCGGUUUUCUUUCUUCCAUUUCUGUCGGUCUUUCUAUUUUUCAGUCGGUUUUCUUUCUUCCAGUAUUCUUUCAUUCCUCGAUUCGGUCUUUCUUUUUUCCAGUCGGUCUUUUUUUCUUUCUAUUUUCAUUUCUUUCUUUCUUUUUCUUUUUUUCUUUCAUUUUUUCCAGUCGGUCUUUCUUUCUUUUCCUUUCGGUCUUUCUUUUUUCAGUCUUUCUUUUCUUUCUUCCACUUUUUCUGGUCUUUCUAUUUUCAUAUUUUUCUUUCUUUUUCUGCAUGUCUUUUCUUUCUUCCAGUAAUUUUUAAUCUUUUUUCAUUUCUCUUUUUUAAUACUUUCCAUUUUUUUCCUUUCUUUCUUUCUUUCUUUCUUUCUUUUUUCUUUUUUCUUUCUUUCUUUCUGUCCUUUCUUUCUGUCUGUCUCUCUGUCUUUCUCUCUCUUCUUUUUUUUUUUUGCCAUUCAUCUUUUUUUUUUUCUUCAUCCUUUCUUUCUUUUCUUUCUUUUCUUUCUUCCUUUCUUUCUUUUUCCUUUCUUUCUGUCACUUUGACUUUUCUUUCUGUCUCCAGUCUGUCUCUGUCUUUUUUCAUUUCUUUCUUUCUUUCUUCUUUUAAUCUUUCUUUCUUUCAUUUUUUGCCUUUCAUCAGUCGGUUUCAUCCAUCUUUUUUUCUUUCUUUUCUUCCUUUCUUUCUUUCUUUUUUCUUUCUUUCUCUCUGUCUUCGGUUUUUCUUACUUUCAUUUUUUCUUUCUUUCUUUUUUUUUCUUUCUUCUUUUCUUUUUUCUUUUCUUUCUUUCUUUCUUUCUUUCUGUCACUUUGACUCUUUCUGUCUGUCUGUCUGUCUGUCUCUCUCUGUAUUUUUCAUUUCUGCAUAUCUUUCUUUCUUCCAUAAUAAUUUAAUACUUUUUCCAUUUUUUUGCCAUUCAUCUUUUUUUUUAUACUUCAUCCAUCUUUUCUUUUUUUCUUUCUUUCUUUCUUUUCUUUCUUUCUGUCACUUUGACUCUUGUCUGUCUCUCAGUCUGUCUCUCUGUAUUUUUUCAUUUCUUAUCUUUCUUUCUUCCAUAAUAAUUUUUAAUACUUUUUUUUUUUUUGCCAUUCAUCUUUUUAUACUUCCUCCAUCUUUUUCUUUCUUUAUUUCUUUCUUUCUUUCUUUCUUUCUUUCUUUCUUUCUUUCUCUCUGUCUGUCUCUCUGUAUUUUUUCAUUUCUGCAUAUCUUUCUUUCUUCCAUAAUAAUUUUUAAUACUUUUCCAUUUUUUUGCCAUUCAUCUUUUUUUCUUUCUUUCUUUUCUGUCACUUUGACUCUCUCUGUCUGUCUCUGUCUGUCUCUCUGUAUUUUUUCAUUUCUGCAUAUCUUUCUUUCUUCCAUAAUAAUUUUUAAUACUUUUCCAUUUUUCUGCCAUUCAUCUUUUUAUACUUCCUCCAUCUUUUUUUUUCUUUCUUUCUUUCUUUCUUUCUUUCUUUCUUUCUUUCUUUCUUUCUUUCUGUCUGUCUGUCUCUCUUCGGUCUUUUUUUUCUUUUUUCAUUUUUCUGCCAUUCAUCUUUUUAUACUUCAUCCAUUUUUUUUCUUUCUUUCUUUCUUUCUUUCUUUCUUUCUUUCUUUCUUUCUUUCUUUCUUUCUUUCUGUCACUUUGACUCUCUGUCUGUCUCUCUGUCUGUCUCUCUGUAUUUUUUCAUUUCUGCAUAUCUUUCUUUCUUCCAUAAUAAUUUUUAAUACUUUUCCAUUUUUCUGCCAUUCAUCUUUUUUAUACUUCAUCCAUCUUUUUCUUUCUUUUUUCUUUCUUUCUUUCUUUCUUUCUUUCUUUCUUUCUUUCUUUCUGUCACUUUGA
Messenger RNA from Acanthosepion pharaonis, 3276 nucleotides. NCBI's taxonomy places the organism in Eukaryota, Metazoa, Mollusca, Cephalopoda, Sepiida, Sepiidae. The record is from the annotation of a GenBank genome assembly.